Cylindrotheca closterium is the source of this 1701-nucleotide messenger RNA. The record is from the annotation of a GenBank genome assembly. Lineage: Eukaryota; Bacillariophyta; Bacillariophyceae; Bacillariales; Bacillariaceae.
AUGAUGUAUGCCACACCUCACAAAUCCAGCUCCCACAAUGGAAGCACGACCUUGCGACAAACGCCAUCUUCGGCACUGUCGUCCAGAUCCUCCAGCACUUCAUCUUCUUCUUCUUCUUCACCUCCCUCAAUCUCCACACCAUCUUCUUCUUCCCCAACCUUGCAGUCCUUGCGACUGACGUCUCCCCGCAAACGAAUAAUACGACCAUUGCAUCAUUCGAAUCAUCACAAUACUCAAUAUUCCUUGAGCAGUGAAUGUUUGCGCUUGCUUACCAAGAGCAACAAGCUAUUGUUGGGGAUUGCUUCGUUACUGGUCACGUGGCUCUUGACGGCAUCGCCCUAUGAACGCAUGGCACUGGAAAAGCUUACUCGCAAUUAUGAUAUCCCCAAUGGUUAUUACGACCAUUCAUUUUCGUUGCAGCAGCAGCAGCAGCAUUCCAACAAUCCAUUGAUUCGUGCCAAGCGGGGUCUGCCCGACAAUUUGUUGCUCCUCAAGAGCAGCAGCAGCAGUAACAGUCACAAGAAGAACCACAAUCUGAGACAACGAACAGCCAAAGAGGAGGAAGAGAACAAGGUGCCAGACGUUGAUGUCACGCCACCGUCACGGCUUCGAUUGUCUCCGGAACCAUUUUUGCCUACUGCGCAAACGCAAGUGCAUUUCUUGGCCGAUGCCACGACGCCGGAUCGCACGAGUAAAUUCAUUUUGGAUGGACUCGAGCGUUCUAGUUAUCUAGAAAUUACGGCCAUUUCGAUUGCCCAAUUGCACGCUACCGAACGGCAAUUGGCCAGUCUUCAAGUCUUUGAGCGUAAAUCAGAAUUGCCCCUGCUGUAUGUCGUGGAUUGGGGAAGUAUGGAUCGGGAUUGUGGACUCUUGCAUACCAUGCUUCAGAAAACGAGCAUUUCUCGUUCGGACUCGAUACUGUUGAUGGACUUUUCGGCCAGUCAUCGUCACACCAAGUGUGCCUUUUUGGACGAUUACAAGACCAAGUAUACCAAACGAUCCGUGGUGGAAAAGAGAUAUUACGACAUGACGUUCAAUUGGAUCUAUCCAGGUCAAUUAAUGGAGAAUGAGGGUGGCGAUGUGGUCCACUUUGCUCCAUUGGUCUUGCGGGAAUCCUUUGUGGAUUUGAUGCACAAUGUGACCACUAGCAAAGUGCAGCCACUAGAGCGAACCAAUGAUUUACUUUUCAAUUGGAAGCCAGGAGACAAUUCCCACUUUGGCUUUUUGCGUCGAUUGGUGGCUGACAAGGUGCAAUCGUUGGGAGCAAAUGUCACUUCGUUUGCAGGAUCCGACCAAGGCUACGUCGAAGCCAUGCUGCGAUCCAAAAUUAUCGUCUUGGCACAACGGGACGAAUGGGAAGGACAUUAUCGGCUGUUUGAAGCCAUGGCCAGUGGUGCUCUGGUAUUGACGGAUCCCAUUUUGGCCAUGCCGCCCCAUUUUCAAAAUGGAACCAAUCUGGUGGUCUAUCACAAUUUGGAGGAAUUGAAGCGUUACAUUCGAUAUUAUUCCAGUGACAAGCGCACCAAGAAGCGACUAGAAAUUGCACAGAAUGGUUAUGCCACCGUCAUGGGAAGGCAUCGAACCUGGCAUCGCAUGGAAGAGAUUGUCUUUGGAACGGCACUCACGUCAGUGGACCAAUUGGAUGGGCAAGCACCCACGAAACAAGAACGCCCCGAUUUGACAUUGGUGGAACAUUCAUAA